Prunus armeniaca (apricot) is the source of this 210-nucleotide messenger RNA. Lineage: Eukaryota; Viridiplantae; Streptophyta; Magnoliopsida; Rosales; Rosaceae. The record is from the annotation of a GenBank genome assembly.
AUGUUUGGCGGUGGUGGUGAUGAAGGUGGAGUUGGUGGGGAUGACUGUUGUGGAGGUGGUGGUGGUGAUGGUAGUGGCAGCAUGGUGGUGGUGGUUGUGGAGGUGGUGGUGGAUGUGGAGGUUUUGGAGGAGGAGAUGGACCAAUUAAAAAAUAGUAAUAAUAACAUUUAUGAAUCCCUAGAGAGUAUGAUUGGAGUUAAAAUUUCAUAG